Messenger RNA from Armigeres subalbatus, 2445 nucleotides. Its product is annotated as cullin-1-like. Gene Ontology annotation, cellular component: SCF ubiquitin ligase complex. The record is from RefSeq and is a predicted model, not a curated record. NCBI's taxonomy places the organism in Eukaryota, Metazoa, Arthropoda, Insecta, Diptera, Culicidae. Bases 75 to 2357 code for a protein of 760 amino acids. Gene Ontology annotation, molecular function: ubiquitin protein ligase binding; protein-macromolecule adaptor activity. Gene Ontology annotation, biological process: protein ubiquitination; SCF-dependent proteasomal ubiquitin-dependent protein catabolic process. The transcript has a single exon.
UUGCUCCAAUACAGUGCGAAUAGCUUUCUCUUGUAAUUCAUCUAUUUUAGUGCUAUAUAGUUCAUCAAUUCACCAUGAAUCAAGUAUCGUACCAGAAAGUGGCCUCGGAAGAUAUGUGGGUCGUUCUGGAGCCUGGUGUGCAACAGAUCUUCCAACGGCAGCCAUUAAUCCCGAACCAUUACAUACAGCUUUAUAGUCACAUUUACAACUGCUCGCUUACUCCAGUGGCAACCGGCCUGACCAGUGAGAGAAAAAUAGCGGCUUGUCGCAUUGGUAAAACGUUGUACUGCCAUUUGAAAACUUUCAUCGAACGCUAUUUGAACGAUCUUCAAGUGAAAGGCUCAGAACUAAUGAAUGAGGAAAUUUUGAGCUACUACGUGAAUCAAUGGGAAGAGUACCAGUUCUCCAGCAAAGUGUUACACAAUUUGUUCUCCUAUCUCAAUCGAUAUUGGGUGAGGCGUGAGUGGGAUGAUUGUCGCAAGGAUGUUUACGAAAUCUACGAUCUGGCGCUGUUGUCGUGGAGCACAAGUAUGCUGAAUCAGAUGAAUAAGCAGGUUUCCAAAUCUAUUUUGGAAUUAAUCGAAAAGGAGCGGAACGGCCAAGCAAUCAACUCUCGCUUGAUAUCGGGUGUGAUCGGUUGCUACGUCGAGAUGGGGAUGGACAUACGAGAACCUGGAUCAAUUAAAAGGAACCUAUCUGUGUACGAAGAAAGCUUUGAGAGGUGUUUCCUGGAAGAAACCGAAAUAUACUACAGCCGUGAAAGUGUGAAAUUUUUGAGAGAGUAUCCCGUUACUGAAUACAUUAAACGUGUAGAAAUGCGCAUUAGUGAAGAGUAUAAACGGGUACAAUUGUACUUACACGAAAGUACCCAGGAUCAGCUGAUUAAAACUUGUGAGAAAGCUCUUAUUCAUAACCACAUGGAUCUGCUUGGCAAUGAGUUUCGCAACAUGCUGGCUGCUAACAAAGUGUCUGAUUUGCGUCGUAUGUACUCUCUGAUAGCGCACCUUCCGGAGUGUGUGUCAGAAUUAACAGCUGCCCUGGAGAACUACAUUCACAAUCAGGGCAAAGCUGCUUUAGCCAACUGUGUACAAGUGGCGUUGACUGAUCCUAAAGUUUACGUUCAAACCGUCCUGGAAAUUUAUAAGAAGUACUCAGCGCUGAUUCAUUCGGUUUUUAAUAAUGACGGACGAUAUAAAGCGGCGAUGGGAAAGGCAUGUGGAAAUUUCAUCAAUCGAAAUGCUAUUACAGAGGUCAGUAAGAAUCCCGUCAUUUGCGCAGAAAUGUUGGCUAAGUAUUGUGAUUCGCUGCUGAAGAAGUCUUGCAAGAAACAAGUGGAAAUAGAUCUGGAGGAGACGUUCAAUGAUACAAUGACUGUCUUCAGACAUAUCGAAGACAAAGAUGUAUUUCAAAAGAUCUACACCAAGCUGCUGGCCAAGCGUCUUUGCUUGCAGUCGUCCGAAAGCGAUGACGCUGAGGCAUCGAUGAUUUCCAAAUUGAAAGAGAAUUGUGGAUACGAAUACACCAGAAAACUUCAAGGGAUGUUUCAAGACAUUGAAAUUUCAAAAGGCCUCAACAAGAAAUACAAUCAAUAUUUAAAAGAAUUGUGUGAUGCAACUGGCCAGAAAAAUGGAAAUGGCACUGACUUCAAUGUGCUGGUACUUUCGUAUGGAAAAUGGCAGUUUAGCCAAGCUUCUCCGUUUUCGAUUCCGACUGAAAUUGAGCCUUGUAUCCAGGGAUUUACUAGCUUCUAUGCCAAACAGUACUCCGGACGAAAGCUCAACUGGAUGUUCAACAUGAGUCGCGGUGAGCUGGUAACUAAUUGCUUCCGGGCACGAUACACCCUUCAGGCCAGUACAUACCAGAUUGCAGUUUUAUUGCAAUUUAAUGAACAAACGUGCUGGACAGUUCAACAACUGCGCGAAAAUACUGACAUCGAUCAAGGAAUUCUUGUCCAAAUACUGCAGAUUCUGAUCAAAACAAAAUUACUCCUAACUCAGGAAGACGAUGUCGAACUCCAAGCAACCACCACAGUGGAGCUGAACACUGGAUUCAAGAGCAAAAAGCUGCGACUUAACAUCAAUCAGCCGCUCAAGACGGAGCAGAAGGUGGACAGGGAAGUGACAGAGAAAAUCAUCGAACAAGAUCGCAUGAUCAUGAUACAGGCAGCGGUCGUGAGGAUUAUGAAAAUGCGCAAAUCGUUGAAUCACUCGCAGCUGGUCGGAGAAGUCUUGACCCAACUGUCGACGCGUUUCAGGCCCAAGGUUCAGGCAGUGAAGAAAUGCAUCCAGCUGCUGAUAGAGAAGGAAUACAUCGAACGUCAGAAGGGACAAAAUGAGGUGUACAAUUAUUUAGCGUGAUAUUUCUGAUAGCAUUUUCUUUAGUAAACUUACACACAUAAAACUUAUAAAAUAAAUGAAUGCCGAAAAAAUAAAUUAAUAUUAUCAA